GAUUACUAAAAAAAUAAAACUAAACUAAACCACGCCCCAUUUAUAUAUAAGUCCCGCCUAUUUGAUCUGAUUGGCUGCUCGCUUUAAACAAGUCACAUGAUUGAUAGUUCCACAGAACAGAAGCAGGAAGAACACAAACGGGUCCAGGAUGUCAGCAGCCCUCCUGAGUUUCCUGCUGGCCGCUCCAGCGCUGCUGGUUUCUGGCGGCCCGGUUUACAGCUCUGACAAUGGGACCGUACCUCUGGUGCUGUGGCACGGGAUGGGCGACAGCUGCUGUAACCCGCUCAGCAUGGGGGCAAUAAAGAAGAUGAUCGAGGAGCAGAUCUCUGGCAUCUACGUGCUCUCGCUGAUGAUCGGAAAGAACGUCAUUCAGGACAUGGAAAAUGGGUUUUUCAUGGAUGUGAAUGAGCAGGUGUCCAUGGUGUGCAGCCAGCUGGCUCAGGACCCAAAGUUGAAGGGAGGAUACAAUGCCAUGGGCUUCUCCCAGGGGGCACAGUUCCUGAGAGCUGUGGCUCAGCGCUGUCCCUCUCCACCAAUGAAAACCCUGAUCUCCGUCGGGGGCCAGCACCAAGGUGUGUACGGGCUGCCCAGGUGUCCUGGGGAGAGCUCGGCAAUCUGUGACAUGAUCCGUAAAGCUCUGAAUGAAGGCGCUUACACUGACAUGGUCCAGAAACACCUGGUGCAGGCGCAGUACUGGCACGACCCGUUAAACGACGACCUGUACAAGAAGCACAGCGUCUUCCUGGCCGACAUCAAUCAGGAGCGGGUUGUAAAUGAGACUUACAAGAAGAAUCUGCAGUUGCUGGAGAAGUUUGUCAUGGUCAAGUUCCUGCAGGACUCUGUGGUGGAUCCUGUCGAUUCAGAGUGGUUUGGCUUCCUGAAAACCGGCCAGGCCAAAGAGACCGAGACUCUCCAGGAGAGCGUUCUCUACACAGAGGAUCGUCUGGGCCUGGCAGCGAUGGACAAAGCUGGAAAGCUGUUUUUUCUGGCAUCGCCUGGAGACCACCUGCAGUUCUCCAGAGAGUGGUUUGAUGCAAACCUGCUGCCUCUUUUACACUAGAACACUUCCAGUCAGUCAACUCAGAGUUAAUAUAAUAUCAGACUGCAACAACUACUUAGUUUAAAGAGCAAUAUAAUGCAAGAAAGAGGGAUAGUUUGGAGGUAUUGAAGUGUUGUUGUUCACUGUUACUUGCAGUAGAUGGCCGGUCUGCACGCUCCCAGUUUGAAGAGGCAGGAGGAUGGGCAAAUUUUAUUUUAGCCAUCUAAAAAGAAAAAGUGGACGAAUACAGGUGCAUCUCAAAAAAUUAGAAUAUCAUAGAAAAGUUUGUCAGUAAUUCAAUUCAAAAAGUGGAAAUAACACAUGAUAUAGAUCCAUUACACACAGAAUGAAGCUAUUCAUGUCUUAAUUUAUUGUUUUAAAUCAUGAUUAUGGCUUACAUUUAUGAAAAGUAUGUCCGUCUAUAUGACUCAAUACAUGGUUCAAGCUAUUUGACUUGAACUACUGGAUAUUGACUUUUCCAUCAUAUUCUAUUGUAUUGAGAUGCACCUGUAUAUGUUAAACAUAUUUGCACCACUUUAUCUUACAAUUAGACAUGUUUUUCUGACAAGAAACUGAAGCAGUUAUAUCCGUUCUAUGCUCUCUCCAAAGCCACCAGACUCCACUGACAAGUCAUUUUACCCUGCUGAACACAGGGAGGUGCU
This is a messenger RNA of Centropristis striata (black sea bass), 1701 nucleotides long. It is a transcript of the gene ppt1, whose product is annotated as palmitoyl-protein thioesterase 1 (ceroid-lipofuscinosis, neuronal 1, infantile). The record is from RefSeq and is a predicted model, not a curated record. Gene Ontology annotation, cellular component: lysosome. Gene Ontology annotation, biological process: receptor-mediated endocytosis; protein depalmitoylation. Bases 149 to 1060 code for a protein of 303 amino acids. NCBI's taxonomy places the organism in Eukaryota, Metazoa, Chordata, Actinopteri, Perciformes, Serranidae. Gene Ontology annotation, molecular function: palmitoyl-(protein) hydrolase activity. The transcript is spliced from 10 exons.